Messenger RNA from Amborella trichopoda, 1434 nucleotides. Its product is annotated as E3 ubiquitin-protein ligase, putative (DUF177). The record is from RefSeq and is a predicted model, not a curated record. Lineage: Eukaryota; Viridiplantae; Streptophyta; Magnoliopsida; Amborellales; Amborellaceae.
GACUUCAGAGGAAGUAAGCUUUUCUCCAAAGACGGUAGAAAUGACAGAGUCUCUUCUGUACACGUCUAAACUGGUUUACACAGUUCAGUCACCAAUUAAGAAAUUCAAGGCCAUUUCUCACACCCAAUUCAAGAAGCAGUUAACAAUAGCAAGGAGCUCCAGAUUGGCUUAUUCAUACAAGGAUGAAAUAUCAGAUGGUGAAGCAUGGUCCAACAGUGACAAUUUCAUCAGAAAGAACAAAAGUAAGAAUAUGAAGAAAAUUUUGAGAAAAAGUUCCAGGCCCGCUCACAAUCUUAUAAGUAUUUCAACAGCCGAUGGGAGAUGGCAUGGCCAAUGGACAUGCCAUUAUAUUUUCUCACUUGAGGAACUGGAGUUGGCCGAUUUAGCCGAAGAAGGGGAGAAAGGAGCAGAAGUUAUGGUUAGUUUGUCUAUUCAAAAGCAUGUUGGCUUUGGUUACUCCAUUGAUGGAAGGAUAACCACCUGUUUCACCAGAAAGUGCAGCAAUUGCUUAUCACCAUACUGUAAAGAGAUAGAUACCCACUUUAAUGUCUGGGUUCUACCUUCAAGCAAGGAGAACCACUCUCUUCAGCUACCUGAAAUUGGUGGCGACGACCCAUCAGUCAUCUACAUCAACCCCAGAUCACCAGAUGCGGAUCUUGAUUCACUAGUGAAAGAUACAAUUAGGCUUAGCACCUCGGGAGUAUGCUCAGAGUCAUGCGAGAGAUCACCGCAGAGAUGGGAAUGUAUGUAUUUGGAGAUUCACUGCUCACUUAAAAAUCAAGCAAAAGCAGUGAACUGUGGUCAAGAACAAUCCAUGGCACUACACCACGUAGAAUGAUAAAAAUGAUGAAUACCAUUACUAAAGAAGAAAACAAACACGAAAGGACAUUCCAGCCAUCUCAUAAAUAAUUUGUGUCUAACAACAAAUAAUUGUAUUCAUCCUUUCAGUGUUCUAUGUUUACUUCAAAAUGGGCACUAUAAUCAUUAUUUUCAAUCUUCAAAUUAUUACUUUAGCUAGGAUCUCAGAGAUUCCAAAGAUGGUUAGAGAGAGAGAGAGAGAGAGUGGCGAAGGUGGUAUUGCCAUACUCCUUGAAGAAAACGUGAAGCAACUACAGAAAAUAAAGAGCUGCAAAAUUAUGCACAAAGACUUGUGGCUCGUGAUUGGAAUGAUGUAAGUUCCGAUAAGUCUCUUUUCUAAUGUAUUCCCAUUCUUGUUCGCAGGUGGUGAUCCAAAGGAAGGUUAUACAGACAGAAGGUGGUCCAAACUUCUGCAGAUUAAGGUGACAGCUUAAAAGUGAGCAGAUUGAGUGUAAAAAGAAAAGGGACGAAAAAAUGUUUCCCCUUGUGUACGUGUUAAACAAACUCUGUAUGACAUAGAGAAGAGUGCAACUGUGAUUGCUUAAAGAAAAGGUGUGUUUGCGUUACUUCUGGAUA